GCGAUCAGUGCAUAAAAAAAUGAAACAAUUCGAAUUAAUUUGCAAUUAACGAGACAAAUAGAGUGCGAAAAUAUAAACAGCAGCAGCUGUGCAUAUAUGUAGUUUUCCCUGAACAAACUGAACCAAAAUAAACAACAGUGCCGCGAAGAGGAAGAGCAAAAAGCGCGAGCUAGCGAGCCUCAACGACGACAACGCAGCAGCAGAAACAAACAUAUUUCAAAAGCAGAACCAGAACGAGUCGCAGAAAACAGAAAAACAACAAUCCGCAGCCAGAGCAGGUCGCGCAGUCUGUCUCGUCUCGAACAACGCUAUUAAAAUUUAUUUUUGUGCUUAGGCGCGUGCAUGUGUGUGUGUGUCAGUGGCAGUGUCCGUGUGUGCAUAAAAAUAUUUAAACAAAAUCAUCUGCGCAGGCAGCAGACGAAAACGCAGACGGUCGAAAAAGGCUGAGCAGACAGAUAAACAACACAAAACGGUCGGCGCUUGCUCUCUGGUGACGGUGACGACGCGGCACAACCAAGGCAAGGUGCUGGAGGUCACUCUCGCCACAUUUCGCGCACGGCCGUUUCGUCCGUCAUCGGGCAGCAACCCCCCCGGCAGCACCACCCACCCAACCCGCACGCGUACGCCCGCCUGGUAACAUCCAGUUCCAUCCGCCCGCGUCCGCAACGUGGGGCCACGAUCAAACGGAAGAGUGAAGAGUGAGGAAGAGGAAGCCAGAAAGCGAGAAGACAAAACAAAAAAAACAAAAGCAAACUCACGCGCUUCUCUUUUAUUAUUGGUUUGGUCUCCCCACUGAUAAACGGUUUCGCUAUCGUUGAUAAACAUCACAGGGAGGCAGGCAGGCACACAAACACCAAUUAUUCCAAUCAAAUAAACGCCAAGUGCGAAUGCGCCCUCGAUUUGUAUGCCAGCAGCAGCAGCAGCAGCAGCAGCACUCGAACUCGACAAUCCAUACCCCAACCCAUAGUCAUACCCAUCAUAACCAUACCCAAAGCAGCGCCACUGACGUCAGUGGCUUGACUUGGGAUCGGAAUCUGAAUCGGCAGCAGCGUUAUCGUUAUCCGAACAUGGUUGUGCCAGAGGAGCCGGGCUCGGGAGGGGGCUUUAAUCAGACCCCACUAUCGGAGCUAAGUGCGGAUACGCGCAAUCAACUGGGCCGCAUGCUCAACCGCAAAAAGGUGCUCCACUCGGAGGAGGGCUACGAGCGGGACUGGCGGGGCAUCGCCGCCCUCGCCCACCAACGCGGCUUUGUCGAGGAGUAUGCCAACAAUCCGAUGGAUUUGGUGCUUAGCAGCUGGAGCCAGCGCAAUCCGGAGACCGCCAAGGUCGGUCAUCUGGAGCACUUUCUGGGCAUCAUCGAUCGCUGGGAUGUGUGCGAUGACAUCCAGGAGAAUCUGAUCAAGGACACCCGACGCUACACUGUGCGGCAGGAGCAGCAGCAGGCGCUGGUGGAGGCCAAUCGCCCGCCCACACUCGCCGAGACCAACAACAACUACAACAGCAAGAGCAGCAGCAACACCAGCAACAACAACAACAUCACGAUGGGCCAGAGUGUCCAGAUCCUGAGCGACGAUGACCAGCGAUGCGUGCAAAUGGGCCAGCCCCUGCCCAGAUACAACGCCUGCGUGCUGUACGCGGAAGCGGACAUUGAUCAUGCCACAGAGAUCAUGAACCACCUGGAGUCUGAGCGUUACAAUCUCAAGCUGUUCCUGCGACAUCGCGACAUGCUGAUGGGCGUGCCCUUCGAGCACGUGCAGCUGUCCCACUUCAUGGCCACCCGCUGCAACCAUUUGAUUGUCGUGCUCACCGAGGAGUUUCUACGGAGUCCGGAGAACACGUAUCUCGUCAACUUUACCCAAAAGAUACAGAUCGAGAAUCACACGCGAAAGAUCAUACCCAUACUGUACAAGCCCGACAUGCACAUACCGCAGACGCUGGGCAUUUACACACACAUCAAGUACGCCGGCGACUCGAAGCUAUAUAAUUUCUGGGACAAGCUGGCCCGAUCGCUGCACGAUCUGGAUGCCUUCUCCAUAUACUCGACGCGGCAAGUGCAAACACCCUCGCCGACGGAGGAGCUGCCGCCACAGCGGGUGACCGCGCCCAGCAUACGGAUACAGAUCAACGACAAGGAUGUCACCGAUUUGCCCAACUACAGCUACAAGGCGCUCGAGGAGGAUGCCACCAUUGUGUCGAUGACAGGCGACACCAGCACCCCGCUGCCGGAGCCCAAGCCAAAGCGGAAGGACAAACUGUUUGGCAAAAUAAAGAUUAGCUUUGGCAAGACGCCGCGCAACGAAUGGCACGGGGGCAAGCCAUUGCGGCAUGCGCACUCAAUUAGCACCAUCAAUGUCACGGAACGCGAGCGCACGCUUAGCGCCAGCAGCUCAAACAUCUCCACGACAUCGGAGAGCAAGAAGAGUUCCAUCAAGUGGCAGCCGAGCAUACUAAAGAAGGUGCUGUUCUCGCGCAGCAGCAGCAAGCUGCAGACACCAGGAUGAGAGGCGCCUCUAGAGCGGAGUAACGCCAGAGCAGCUCAUUUAAUUCCCCAAAAUUCCCUUAUGCAAGUCCAAGUCCAGCCCCAGUCAACGUUCGUCACCCUCCAUGUUUUAGUGAUAAUCUUCUAGUGUAAUCCUAAUCAAAAGCCAACUAACUUAAUGUACUUAGACGCACUUGUUAACUUAUAUAAGACAACAACGAAUAAAGACAAUACCAUAUACACAG
Molecule: messenger RNA, 2724 nt
Organism: Drosophila subobscura
Lineage: Eukaryota; Metazoa; Arthropoda; Insecta; Diptera; Drosophilidae
Gene: Myd88
Biological process (GO): innate immune response; MyD88-dependent toll-like receptor signaling pathway; defense response to Gram-positive bacterium
Cellular component (GO): plasma membrane
Molecular function (GO): TIR domain binding; Toll-like receptor binding
Source: RefSeq, a predicted model, not a curated record